AUGACGGCGCUGGUCCGCGAGCCGGCGGUGGCGGUGGCGGUGGCGGCGGCCUCGCAAAUGCAGCCGGACGAGGAGGCAUGGGCAAGCCAUGAGCCUGUGGAUCCCGAGUGGCUGCCUUCGGAUACAGCAAGCGAUGGCACUCACAGCGUUCACACACCGCCCUCCUCAGCGGCCUCGGGCUCGACCAUCCGCCUCACCGGCGGGGCUUUGAAUUCUUCCAAUCAGGAGCCUAACAUGAUGGUCUACGAACCGACAGAACCGCUGCCCAUGGCCACGAGUCAGCGAGGUGCUCCGUCCCCCACCUUUGUGGCCAGACAUGGCGCGCCAAGUAGCCCUGGCCCCGAGCCCGCAAGCGUCGCGAUCAAACCCCGAGCUCAGCGACAUAUCCGCGACGAGCGUGCGGCUGUGCGCAAGCGUGCCAUCUUGGACGAGCAGAGCGUGGGCCACCCCCUGCCUCCGCCAGGCACCAUCAGACACUACCGGCGGGCCUCCGGCUCCCAUCCCAAGUCCCGCCCGGCACCCAAUCAACCAAGUCGGUCACGACGCAAAAUAGCCACCACCUCCAACUCGGCCUCAUCCCAAGACACCCCAAACUCGGCUGCGGGCACGCAUCGAGCACAGCGCAUCACCCCCUUCUCCUGGCGCUUGCAUGCAUCGGCCAGCGACAAACCCCGCUCUGCCAAACCCAGCCGCCCAAAUGCCUCGACCGAGCGCAGGUCGAAUCCCCCUGCUACUCUGCCGCUCCCCGCCUCCAAAGGACCCGACGUUCUGGACAAGUCGAGUCGCUCAGCGUCCCCGCCACCCCGACAACCCAUCUCCAACCUUGAUCCCGAACUACUGGCCCGCCGCCUUGAACACCGAACCCCAACCCGAUCACGUUGGGGUGGCUCGCUAGCAGACAACGCGCACUCGGCCUCGACCCAUCAUCGCGCUGGCCGUGCCGUGCCUUGGGAAGAACGGCCCGAGCACACUGCCGUGGUCGACUUUAUGCGCCGCAAGCGCCAACAGCGCAAGGCGCAAACAGCCGCCCAGCGCGAGGCACAUCGUGAAGCAGAACAGGCCCGAAAAGAAGCGCUCAAUCGCCUCGACGAGCUCCGUCGGGCACAACGCGAAGCUCCUGCCCUGCAAAUCUGGACCCAUGAGGCCGAAGAUGGGGCCGAAGAUGAGGAUGAGGCUGUAGCCUCUGAUAUCGACGCGGGCGAUGGACAUCGUCACUCCAGCGCCGAUUAUGAGGCUACCGAUCGCGUGUCUUCCCUCCGCUCCACCACUGCCGAUUCGCACGGUCAUCUCGCUGGUGGAAUCGACCCCGCCUUGGCCGGCCGUGUCCCAAUGGGGCUGCAGUCGCGCGCGCGCCUAGCUGCAGCCGCCAACGCCAUGUCACCAGCCACGUUUUUGCCCGACGCCAGCCCUGCUGGUCAACCGGACGAUUUGGCUCCCGCGAUGCUUCAGCCCUGGGCUCUGGCCUCGGGUCCACGCCCUACCACAGCAGACAGUCUUAUGCUGGAUGCAACCGAACACUUUGAUCUCUCCUCCAGCCUCAAUCCAGCCGCCAGGCGCUCUCAGCCAUCCACCAUGCCUCUGCCCCACCAGACCGCUGGCGAACCCGAGCAUGUACUGACCGAGCUGCUACGCUUGCACGAUCGCGUGCAAGAGCUGCCCAGCCCCGAUGCCCGUCAGCCCAACCGCCAGCGAUUGCGGGAACUCCUCGGCGCUCUGCACUCGGUUGCCACCGACCUCUUUGAGCCCCUCGCUCGUGAGUCUGCGGAUUCACACUCAGUCCCACAUCAACCAGAUGAGCUAGCUACAAACUCCGUCCGCACGCGGCAGGAAGAGCUGGCCGCUGCUGCUGAACGAGAAAUUGAAGACCUGAUCAUGGCCACAACGCUGGAGCUUAACAACGCGUCGCCUGCAGCAGGCACACAUCCAGACGCGAGGCCUGCCCUGCCAGGUGAACUUGAUCUCCGCUCUCAUCUGGCAAGCGUCGAGGCUCAGGAAGCUGCGGAGCAGCAACGCCAGCAAGCUGCUCGCCAACGGCUCACGCGCCCAACAAGAGAGCCAUCUUCGGACCCACUAACCCCCCGCCUAAAUCAACCAGAGCAGGCGAACCCAUCUCCACAAGCCUCCUGGCGCAUCGACCUGGACGCCCCCCCUGCCCGCCGUCCCGCAUCACCUGCGAACCACACGAUCCAGCCCCGCGCUGCACUUGCCGUUCCUGCACAGCCCGCUCCCACCUCCCAUCACGGGGAAGAGCCCGGCCUGCUGGAGCUACUGCUGCGACGUUAUGGUGUCCAAGAUAAUGGCAUGCAGACACAGGCCGUGGCAACCCCUACCCGCGUUGAUACAGCGGUCCAAGCUCCGGGUAGCACCGAUCAAGCGUGUCAAACAUCAACGGUGGUGGCUGCUGCUUUGCCUGACCACGAAGAGCUCGUUGCAGCUGGUCUUGUCGCAGGACGCCUUGCCACCGAUCAAGAGCCUCAUACGCAUGCAGAGCCAACACAGCCCUUCGCGACGACUGAAAGUAACCUGUAUCGCUCCGACGCCAUCCCACCUGCGGGGUCGGGCUCAGCGGCUGCCUCCCGUUCAGACUCGCCGUUGCUGCAAGACGAGGAUGGGAACUCAGUGGAGCACCGUGGCAGCCCAAGCCCAAGCCCAAGCCCCAACCCAGAACGGGACGCCAGUCCCAUCCAGCGCUCGACUCCACGAGAGCCGGAAGAGGAUGUGCGCUUGGCCCCAGAUGACCUGCAUCGUCAACUGCUUGGUGAACUCAACCUUUUACUGACGAUUGACGAAUCGCUUCAGCAACUGGGCGUUACCUCGGAGAGCAUGGCGCUAUCACACGCGCAACAAGAAACUGUGGCUCUCGCUCAGCUGUUGCAAGCACGGCAAGCUGAGAUUACUGCCAUCAAGUUGGAGGCCGAAGAGCACCAACAGCGUGUCGUGGCCGCAGCCGAGGAGCGCGUGCAAGCAGCCAGCGCCAUUGCGUCGAGCGAAGCGGUGGCGCGAGUGCGUGCUGACCAGCGGCGCGAUCGGCAGGAGGCGCAGGCUCAGCUGGACACCACGGUGCAGUUGGCGACCAAUGUCUUACAAACCAUGCAGCAGCAACCCGCUGCCCUCUUGGACACACAGCGACAGCUGGCCGAACCUGUUCUAGCAGAGAUUCGCGGCACGCAACGGAGCCAGCGUGAGCUGAUUGAAGCUGUGCGCGGCCUCGUCGAUGCCAUGCACGCGACGGCCACAGCUGCCCCGCCAACGGCUGCUGUCGCAAAUCACGCACCCGCUUUCUCUGAAAGAGCUGCCCAACCCUCCGCAGUGGGGUACUCGGAGGACUUUGAAAAUACCGGCACCUCAUUGACCCUCGAGGAUUUGUCAGACCUUGCCGGCCCACCAGUGCCGCAGCCCGGACCACACAGUGAGCCACACACUGAUAUACAGACUGAUCGCAGCAGCCCAAUGCCAGUGAGCGACGGUCCGCAGCUAAACUCUUUUCAGGGCACGUCGACACCGGUCGAAACCGGCAGCGCUUUUGAUGUGCCUUCCGAGGCACCCUCGGUCGUGUCGUCAAUUCCAAGUGCAACAGCUGAUGUUCCGAGCGCCAUCCCGACCGCUUCGAUGCCCGUAUCUUCAGCAAUACAAGUUCAGACUUCUGCACGCAGGUCGCUACCCGCACCGACAGCCUCAGUUGCCACCGCAGCAGAUGUCUCCGACUCUUUUGCCGCCUCGGGGAGCACUGACAAGAGCGUUCCGGAUGAUCUCGUUGAUUCCAAACCUGCAACCAAACCAAAGCCUCGCACUCUCCCUCCCGACUUGAGCAACGAUGCUGAAUCUCCAGCGGCUCUGCCAGAUGGGCCACAAGUUCCGUCUUUUGCACGCUUUGAGGAGGACAGCCGGCGGCACGCAGAGCGUAGUGUCCAAGCCGAAGACGAGUCUCUUCGUUUGCAGCUGGAAAUCCUCCAAGGACAAGAGGCGGUUUCGCUGCAGCGGAUUGAGGAGCGCUUGACACGCGUGCGAGCUCUUCUCGGUAGCAGCUCACAAGGUGUGGGGCGCAGCAUGCUCGAGCGACGCUUGCAGGCAUUGACCCUGGAGCACGAUCAAGCCCGUGCGUACUUUCGUGCUCAGCGUCAAGGCAUGGAUGCCGAGUGCAUGCAGCGUAAGCUCGGCAUCUGGCGUCGGCACGAAGAUGCCAUUCGCGACUACUAUCGAUACUUGCGUGGACAAGAGCAGGACUUGGAUCUGGGAGCACCAGAAGACUCUGCCCCAUAUUCAGAUCUACAUCAAGCGCCUAUGCACAGCAAAUCUAGCGCCAUGCCAGUGGCCAAGCCGCAGCACCACCAGGCUCAACCUCUGGCUCAGUCUUUGCCGGCCCAUGCCACACGCGAUCCUGUUUCUGAUUUGUCAAUGGGCGAAGCAAGCGACGUCGAGCCGACCGCCCUUCAGACCCUUCCAAGCACAGUGGAAGCCGUUGAACGAGCAGCAUCCACGUACUUGCAGCGGCGCCAAGCCGCUUUGCAGGCUAAGCGGGAGCAGCUGCAAAGUUUGCAGGUGCAGCAAGCCGAGUACGUCCGCAUGCGUGCGCAGCUGGAUGAGGAGGAGCGUGAGCUAGCUCAGCUUGCUCAGGAAGCCAUUCUGCUUCAUCGACAGCGAUAUCGCGUCAACCAAUCAACUCCGUCCCGUCACAAGACAACGACGGUCCCGAAGCAGUCGGCGGAAUUGCCCUCUGCGUCUCUAGGCUAUUCGGACGAUUUUGAGCCUUCUGCAUCGAUUGGUGACGCCUCUGAUGGUUUUAGAAAUGGCAGUUUUGUGGCCAGCUUCGAGGGCUCGGCCCCUGCCACCGACGUGCCCAGCUUCGAGGGCUCGGCCCCUGCCACCGACGUGCCCAGCUUCGAGGGCUCGGCCCCUGCCACCGACGUGCCCAGCUUCGAGGGCUCGGCCCCUGCUACCGACGUGCCCAGCUUCGAGGGCUCGGCCCCUGCCACCGACGUGCCCAGCUUCGAGGGCUCGGCCCCUGCUACCGACGUGCCCAGCUUCGAGGGCUCGGCCCCUGCCACCGACGUGCCCAGCUUCGAGGGCUCGGCCCCUGCUACCGAUGUGCCCAGCUUUGAGGGCUCGGCCCCUGCUACCGAUGUGCCCAGCUUCGAGGGCUCGGCUCCUGCUACCGACGUGCCAAGUUUUGAGGGCUCGGCUUCCGCGAUGGAUGUCAUGGAGACGAAUGCGCCAUCGGUCAUUGACAGCUUUGCGCCAGACCGCAGCGCCCCUUCAUCGUUCAAUGGAGGCUCCACGUCCAAGACUGCCGAGAGGGCGGCGGGUGAAGCCUAUUCAGACUCGUUUGAAAGCUUUCAUCCCUCCACGGCUCACUCAACGCCCAGUCGACCACCACCCUCUGCCCAGAUGCUUGCCACUGUUGUGGAAGCGGACAUUUCGUUGGGUACUGACACCGAGGAGGGCCAUUUGCAAGAAGAGAUUGCCCUCUUGCAGGAGCAGAUUCGCUCACGUCAGCAGGAACUGCGGCAGCGCGUUCACGCGCAACGCAAGGCCCAGCUGACGCACCAGCGCUCACAACUUCAAGCAGAACUGGAUGCCUUGGAGCAUAAGCUGCAAGACGUUGCAUCUGCGCCGGUACCAGAGCCCACUUCGCACCAGGCAUCGCGGCUGCCAAAGGACGACCUGCAGGAAGCCUUUGAGGAGGCAGAUGAAUAUUCGGAAGACUUUGAGUCAAAUCACGAGCCGACCUUUGUUGACACCGCACCACAGUCGAUUGCCGAAGCGUCGUCACCGAGGGCCAGCGUCCCGCGAGCAUCGCAACGCCCAUCAGUUGUGGAUGAAGAACUCAGCGACUUUGAUGCAGGAUCAUCCUUGGCUGAUGAAAGGCCACAGGGGGCGGUCGCUGCUGCAUCCACAACGGCCGGCGCACUGGCUACGGAAACAGCCUAUUUGGAUGAAGACUUUGAGGACGAUGAUGAGGAGGUAUCUGAUGCAGUCAAUUAUCCAGGAGCAGCCGUAGAGGGGCUUGACUUGGUCUCAUCUUUCGAGGCCUCGCCAGCUGGCGAAGUAACCGACGCCUCCAUCGCCUCUAUUCCUGACGAGGCAGAACUGCCGGUCUCUGAUGUGGUCUCCACGCGGGCCAGCGAUGCGGUGGCCCUCGCGUCAUCGGGCAAGGACGGCUACUCUGAGGACGCCUUUGAAGAAGAAUCGAGCGUGGCCUCCACUCUUUCUGAACCGAACGCAGGCGGGGAAGUGCUGUCAGUGACGCUUCCAGCUGCCAGUUUGGAGCCGAGGCUCGCGACAGGCUCCGAAGAACUUGAAAACCAGAAGACGCUGGUUGCCAGUGAGUCAGCCGAUGAAGUGGAGGUUUCCUCGGUGCGCUCGCUCUCAGGUCUAGCAGCGCUGAGUGACCCGCGGGAGAGCGAUGACAGCUUUACGAGCGUUCAACGUCAGGCUGAGGUUGUGGCAUCCCAGUGGGUUAGUGAUCUUGUGGAGGAUGCCAUUUAUGACAUGUUAGACCUUGUGCCUCUUGAGCUUGCCGAGGGCGAAGAGGCAAGCCCUUUGGAUGAACCAGCAUCUUCGCCCUCGUCCACGACGCCUACGCCCACGCCGCCCCCCGUGGUCGCGGUAGAGGACGCCUUCACCUCUCCUCGCCGUGCGGGGGGCACGCCCACAUCACCGACGGCCGAGCGCGUGCAGCGCCUUCAGGAAGAGCGCGCUGUGCUCUCACCCCCGGUGACCCCGGACACGGCAUCAAUGGCUACACUCGAUAAUUCCGGCUCGGAUGCUUUUCUUGUUCAUACGGUGACACAGAUGGCGCAUGACUUUGUGGCUGCGGGCUGCCCGUGGGAUAACUUGCCUCUGGAUUUGCCCACGUCCCGCGGUUAUCGUCGACUCUCAAGCGAGCAGCUGCAGCUGUGUGUGGAUCUCUUGAACGAGAUUUUGCUCAGCCUUCGUCUUGAUCUUGGCCAUUCGUAUGCGCCUCGACAAGUCACAUGGAGAAACCUGCUGAGUGAAGAAGACAUGCUCAUAAACGAGAUGGCAACAACAUUUGUUGAGCACGAGCUGGCUGAAGCUAUGCACGCCAUGGCUGGGGACCUUGAUCUCUUGGCCAUUUAA
This is a messenger RNA of Monosiga brevicollis MX1, 7098 nucleotides long. RefSeq lists its product as uncharacterized. NCBI's taxonomy places the organism in Eukaryota, Choanoflagellata, Craspedida, Salpingoecidae. The coding region runs from base 1 to 7098 and encodes 2365 amino acids. The record is from RefSeq and is a predicted model, not a curated record. The transcript has 11 exons.